UCUAUAUCUAUAGCUAUACUUAAGUAGCACGUGCGUCAGCCGGACAUAUAACGACCAAUUAUUAUUCACCGUUCUGUUUACGGCGUUUUAAUUCCGUAUUGAUUUAAAUUUUGUUUUUAUAUUUGUAUCUUAGGUAAUGAACUGACGAGCACUUCAAAAGCACUUGUGACAUUUUUUUCUAAAUAACUGCACAUAACCCCGUGUAGGCACAACAUACAUACUUUUUUUAUAAAAAAUUUUUGACGGUUCUAUAAAACUUUAUAGGUUAUCCUAACAAAUGUAAAAAAGAAAAAGUUUUCUUUUGCCAAAAAUUCAAUUUAUAUUUCAAACAAUGGCAGAAGUACCAUUAAGUUUAGCUGAGAAAACGUUUAUUCUACAUGGUGUUGAUGCAAAUUUUAGAAAUGAUGGUAGGAGUCGAACAGAUUAUCGAUGCAUGGAAUUAGAAACCAAAUUGAUGGAUCAAGUUCAUGGAUCUGCUAGAUUACGUAUAGGAAAUACAGAUAUUCUAGUUGGCGUUAAAGUAGAAAUUGAUACACCAUAUCCUGAUAGUCCUAAUGAAGGAAAAAUAGAAUUUUUUGUAGAUUGCUCUGCAAAUGCAACACCAAGUUUUGAAGGAAAAGGAGGAGAAGAUUUAGCUAAUGAAAUCAGCAAUGUGCUAGCAUUGGCUUAUCAAUCUCCUCAUGCAAUGAAUUUAUCACAACUAUCUAUUCUACCCCAUAAAAAGUGCUGGAAAUUAUAUGUUGAUAUCUUGAUUCUGGAAUGUGGUGGUAACUUAUUCGAUGCAGUUGCUGUUGCAGUAAAAGCAGCACUGUAUAGUACAGAAAUUCCAAAAGUAAAAGGCGCUAUGUUAGAUGGUGGUGAGGCUGACAUUGUUUUAUCAGAUGACAUUUACGAGAGUGAAAAAUUAGAUACCACAAAUUGUCCUGUUCUUGUUACAUUAUGCAAAAUUGGUGAUAAUUGUGUAGUGGAUCCGUCAUCUGAGGAAGAAAUGUGCAGCAGUGCUAAUAUAGUUGUUUCAGUUAUGCCAAAUGGAAGAAUAUCAUCAAUUGUUAAAAUGGGAUACGGAAGUUUACAGCCUGCUACAUUAAGUAAAAUUCUGAAGAUGGGAACAAGUGUAGGCAUAGAUCUUAAUAACGGAAUCCUCUCAGCCUUGAAAAGUGAAGAUAAGCUUGGGGCAAACCGAGAAAUUGUUGGAUUUCUCAGAUAAUAAAUUUAUGAUAAAAAUAACCUUUUGUAUAAAAUAUAUUUUGUAUAUAUAUAAAAAUAUUACAUCAUUUUAAUAAUAAAUCUAACUUCUAAUCAUC
This is a messenger RNA of Nasonia vitripennis (jewel wasp), 1304 nucleotides long. It is a transcript of the gene Rrp42, whose product is annotated as exosome complex component RRP42. Gene Ontology annotation, cellular component: nuclear exosome (RNase complex); cytoplasmic exosome (RNase complex). NCBI's taxonomy places the organism in Eukaryota, Metazoa, Arthropoda, Insecta, Hymenoptera, Pteromalidae. The record is from RefSeq and is a predicted model, not a curated record. Gene Ontology annotation, biological process: TRAMP-dependent tRNA surveillance pathway; nuclear mRNA surveillance; nuclear polyadenylation-dependent rRNA catabolic process. The transcript is spliced from 6 exons. The coding region runs from base 332 to 1207 and encodes 291 amino acids.